Molecule: messenger RNA, 459 nt
Organism: Anopheles marshallii
Lineage: Eukaryota; Metazoa; Arthropoda; Insecta; Diptera; Culicidae
Exons: 2
Coding region: 1-459 (152 amino acids)
Cellular component (GO): nucleus
Source: RefSeq, a predicted model, not a curated record
AUGGUAGAACUUUUGGAGGGUGUUCCGGACAUCGCUAGGGCCAUGUUCAAGGGAGACCAAACUAAAUUCUGGGAAGAUAUGGCCGAGCAUCUUAAUGCUCUUGGACCGCCGAUUAGAUCGGGCGCAACGUGGAAACGGGUAUGGUUCGACUAUAAGUGCGCGGUAAAAAAGAAGCUGCGUGCAAAUAAAGCGUCGUUGUUGGCGACAGGUGGCGGCAAAUUCCAAGAGAAACCGCUAAACGACGUAGAAGAGAGAGUAGCCAACCUUACCAAUCUCAAUGCAACUGUAGAAGGCAACUCGGCCCGUUCAUUUGGCAUAAUACCAGCCCCCAGCAUCGACCAAGCCUUCGAUAACAGUAGCGAGCAACAACAAACGAACACCGAGGAACAACCCGAGGAGCAGAUCGCGACAGUGCCCCAAGCUAAAAAAAGACGCAUCAAGCGUAAAAAUACGGAAUAA